This is a messenger RNA of Solanum pennellii, 1768 nucleotides long. RefSeq lists its product as uncharacterized. NCBI's taxonomy places the organism in Eukaryota, Viridiplantae, Streptophyta, Magnoliopsida, Solanales, Solanaceae. The coding region runs from base 188 to 1585 and encodes 465 amino acids. The transcript is spliced from 5 exons. The record is from RefSeq and is a predicted model, not a curated record.
AAAAGAAGAGAAGAAAGGUGGGAUGGGGGCUGAAUUGUGUAUCCAUGCCGUCGGUGUUACGCUCCUUUCACUUUAGGUUGAAAUCUCAUUAUUUACUCUGAAUUUGGCGAUGGUGAUGCUUACCGACUAGCUAGUACGGACUGCAACUCCUCUUUUCUCACUCACUCAGACUUGGGAAAACGAUUUAAUGGGUUCUAGAUUCCCAUCUCACCAGCUCAGCAAUGGCCUUUACGUCUCUGGCCGCCCAGAACACCCCAAAGAAAGAACACCAACAAUCACUUCUGCCCCCAUGCCUUAUACUGGUGGUGACAUUAAGAAGUCGGGAGAGCUUGGAAAAAUGUUUGAUAUCCCUGUCGAUGGCUCCAAAUCCAGGAAAUCUGCUCCCAUAACAACUGCACCUUCCAGAACAUCACAUUCAGGACCUAUCAAUUCUAGCUAUUCAACCUCAGGUCCCAUAUCAUCCUCAGGGAUGCCUGCUUCACUUUCGACUAAGAAAUCUAAUUCUGGACCCCUUACCAAGCAUGGUGAGCCUAUAAAAAAAUCAUCCGGUCCUCAAUCUGGAGGUGUCACACCAACUGGCCGCCAAAACUCAGGUCCCCAACCACCACUUCUCCCUGCAACAGGUCUUAUUACUUCUGGCCCUCUCAAUUCCUCUGGGGCCCCAAGAAAAAUCUCAGGUCCCUUGGAUUCAGCAAAGAUUCAUGGCCCUUCUCUUGUUAACAGCCAGGCUGUCACCACUCUCAGUCAAAAUGAUGUGUAUUCCUUCAAGAGGAGCUUCCCUAAACCUAUCCUCUGGGCAAUGGUUUUGUUAUUUCUCAUGGGAUUUAUUGCCGGGGGAUUUAUUCUUGCUGCUGUGCACAAUGCUAUUCUGGUCAUUGUUGUUGUGGUUCUAUUUGGCAUUGUUGCUGCAUUGUUCCUAUGGAACUCUUGCUGGGGUGGAAGUGCUAUAGUUGGUUUUAUUACCCGCUAUCCAGAUUCUGAACUAAGAACAGCAAAAAAUGGCGAAUAUGUCAAGGUUUCUGGGGUGGUGACUUGUGGAAAUGUGCCUCUUGAGUCAUCCUUCCAAAAAGUUCCUAGGUGUGUCUAUUCUUCCACAAGUUUAUAUGAGUAUCGAGGAUGGGAUUCAAAAGCUGCAAAUCCUACUCACCGGCGUUUUACAUGGGGCCUCAGGUCUUCAGAAAGGCAUGUGGUCGACUUUUAUAUCUCUGAUUUUCAGUCAGGGUUAAGAGCAUUGGUUAAGACUGGGUAUGGUGCAAAGGUGACUCCUUAUGUAGACGAGUCAGUAGUUGUUGAUGUGGAUCCUUUGAAUAGUGAGUUAUCUCCAGAAUUUAUCAGGUGGUUGAGAGAAAGAAGCCUUUCAAGUGAUGAUCGUAUAAUGCGACUGAAGGAAGGGUAUAUAAAAGAAGGAAGCACAGUGAGUGUGAUUGGAGUGGUUCAGAGGAAUGAAAACGUGCUUAUGAUUGUCCCACCUCCUGAGGCAUUUACAACAGGGUGCCAGUGGCUGAAAUGCAUAUUUCCUGCUAGCCUUGAGGGCAUUGUGUUAAGAUGUGAAGAUGCGUCAAAAGUUGAUGCUAUACCAGUGUGAUAGGUUAUGUUCAGCAUACUUAGAGAGGUUAAGAAUUUUUAUUGUGGAGAAAAUAGUUUGUGUUUCAUUUCUUGUAUAGUAGUAAGUAGUUACUAUGGUGUUGUUUAAACUUUUACAUGACAUGUUGUAAUAGAGUUAGAUGAAAUGUUUGAGAGUAUAAUUGUGUUUCUAAUCCAUGUAUAU